AUGCGUUUUGCUCUUCUCAUUAUCUGCCUGGCGGCAAUAUCGCUUGCUGCCCCAACAAACUUCUUUGAUGAUGCAUACGAAUGGACCGAUGAACUGGAAGAAUUCUUUGGAAAAGUCAGCGAGUACAUCAACACUGCAAAACACAACAUCAGAUCACCAGCAGCUUGCGAAGCCUCCAAGAUCGCUCUGCCUUCUUAUGCUUCGGGCUUGACCAGCCCAUCAGGCCUAAAGCCGAAAUAUGUUGCACUUGGACGCGGCACUCAGAACUAUACAUGUGCGGACUCUACUUCCAACUCCAAGCCCGCGGCAGUAGGAGCUGUCGCAAGACUUUACAAUGCCACAUGCAUUGCAGCCAACUAUCCCGAUCUCCUGGCAAGCCUCCCCAACCUUGCCUAUAAGAUUUCCCUAUCAACCAACGAAGAUGCCUCGUUCCCUCUGGCCAACCUCGAAUUGAUGGGUCACCAUUUCUUCUACGAUGCAACAACUCCCGAGUUCAACUUGAAUACCACACCUAAAAAGCAGGGUGGAAUUGUCAUGACCAAAAAGCAAGGCGCAAUCGAUGCACCCUCAGGUGCAUUUUCAGGCAAGUACGGUGCUGUGCCUUGGCUCUACCUCACUGCUACCGAGGGCACGGUGGGUAACUACAAGAGUGUCUAUCGAGUCAAUACUGCCGCUGGAUCGCCACCAACUACCUGCAAGGGCAUGCCACCUGCAUUUGAGAUGCAGUAUUCUGCAAAUUAUUACUUCUUCGGGGAAUAG
Messenger RNA from Penicillium vulpinum, 759 nucleotides. RefSeq lists its product as uncharacterized. NCBI's taxonomy places the organism in Eukaryota, Fungi, Ascomycota, Eurotiomycetes, Eurotiales, Aspergillaceae. The transcript has 2 exons. The coding region runs from base 1 to 759 and encodes 252 amino acids. The record is from RefSeq and is a predicted model, not a curated record.